Molecule: messenger RNA, 3162 nt
Organism: Nylanderia fulva
Lineage: Eukaryota; Metazoa; Arthropoda; Insecta; Hymenoptera; Formicidae
Product: tRNA (cytosine(72)-C(5))-methyltransferase NSUN6
Biological process (GO): RNA methylation
Molecular function (GO): RNA methyltransferase activity
Source: RefSeq, a predicted model, not a curated record
AGAAAGAUAGAGAGAGAGAGAGAGAGAGAAUGCGCGCGAUCGAGAAAGGAGCGAAAAAAUUAAAAACAUCGAAUAGACGCGAUUAGAGCGCGAGAACCGAAUCGAUUCCAGAUUGUGAAAAGAAUUAUACAUACUUUGGUGCUAUAUAUCGAGAUAUGAGACUGGAUAUAAAAUACAUUAUACCAAAAACUGCUAUGUCACUUUAUUAUAUAUUGUUCAACAGUUGAAGAGCAAUUAUAUCCUGAUCUUACAUUUUUUAUGGAGAUUGUAAAUACAAGUUGUUGAACGCACACACGCACACGGAAAAAAAGGGGGAAAAGGAUAAUAUAUACAUACCUAUACAUAUAAUGUUAACACAGUCAUUUAAUUUCGGAGAAACGCCGUUUAAAAAUAAAUCUGAAAUACAUGACGAAUUAAUAGCAGAUUUAGGAAAAGUUAUCACUAACAAUGGACAUUUACAAAAAUGUGAACUUCAGGAAAAAGUCAAUGCUCUCUGCAAAUGGAUGUGUACAACACCUAAAAAAAGUAUUUAUAGACUAGAUCAUUUAACAGAUCAACAAUAUACAAACAAUCUGCAGAAACUAUGUAAAGCAUUGAAACAGGUUGAUAAACCAGAUCCAUCUGUUCACUUUUUACCCGAUCUUCCAAAUGGGAUAGUCGCUGUUGAUAAUUGGAAUUCAUCGGUAUGUCUUGAUUUAAAAAGAUAUCCACAGGAGAUCAUUGUUGAUGCUGUAUGUGGUGCGGCUGUAUUAAGAGGAUCUCACAUUUAUGCUCCUGGUGUUAUUGGAAUGCCAAAUGGUUUAACCAUUAAUUGUAAAGUCAGCGUAUUCGCUGACGUUACUGGUCAUUGUAAAAAAGGUUUAAUUAAACCAUAUCCAGAUAAUGAGAAAAUGUACUUGGGUAAUGGCAUUCUUCGAAAAACUAGGAAAGAGUUAUUUAGUAAAGAUGCAAAAAAUCCAUGCGGUAUCGCAAUAAUUAUGACUGAUGUAAUCUCACGAGUUCCACAAUUGAAUACAGAUAACGAAUCUCUGAGACCAUACGCAUUGUUACAAAAUUUGCCCUCUAUUAUAUGCAGUCUAGUUUUAAAUCCUCAACCAGGUGAGACAGUUUUGGACAUGUGUGCUGCACCUGGUAAUAAAACUACGCAUAUUUCGUUUCUUAUGAAAGGACAGGGUACAAUAAUAGCGUUGGAAAAAAAUCCGGGAAAAGUGAACCGAUUUAAGAAAACUUGUAAUAAUGAAAAUAUUAAAAUAUUUUGUUACGAUGCUACAAAGGCUGUCGUCGAACAGUUUCCAGAGAAUAGUUUCGUCCAUACCAAUGGACCACCGUUUGAACAGGAUCACUUUGAUCGUAUUCUUUUAGAUACUCCAUGUAGCGCAUUAGGUCAAAGACCACAAUUGUAUAAUACAAUCACGUUGGCGCAACUUCGUUCUUACAUUCCCUUACAGCGAAAUCUCUUUUCUGCCGCCGUUCGUCUUUUGAAACCAAACGGAAUACUGGUGUAUAGUACAUGCACUGUCACAAUAGCAGAGAACGAAGGAAUCGUUGCUUGGGCAUUAAAACAAUUUCCAGAGUUAAAAUUAGAAUCCGUUAAAGAUCGGAUAAAAACGGAUAAAUAUGGCAGUCAAGGAUAUACCAUAGAUGGUUUAACGAAUGAGAAUGCGAGAAAAGUACGUAGAUUCGGUACUGAAAGUGUUGAUUCUGUUGGAUUUUUUAUCGCAUGUUUCAAAAAGUGUCAAAAUGAUUGAAUGUAUUGAAACUUUGUACUAUACAUGUAAGUAAAUUAAUUUGAUAUUGAAAAAUAGAAACUUGAGUGAAAGAUAGACCCGAUAAAUUUAAUACGUGUGAGAAUGAAAUUUUGUUACCUUUAUCAGCCCUCUAUGUUAACAAAUUGAAUUAAAAGAAUAUUAUACCUACUUCUUAUACUUUACUAUCGUUUGCGAUUCCAUCUCCAAUGAGCUCUGUUGUUAUUAUGGAACAAUUGUCGCAAAUUGCAUACAAUGUCUCUUCCUGAGUUUACAGUGAGCGAAGAGAAAGAAGAGACAGAGAAAGAGAGAAGAGAAUUAUUAAAGAAUAAGAAAAAUAUUGUAAAAUUUUACUUUUUUCACAUUAUAAUUUACGUGCAUUCCGUGAGCAUCGGGGAAAAAAUAGAUAUAUAGAUAUAUAUAUUCUUGCGACUUUAGUGUAAAAUAUGCGGGCCACAUAGCAAAAGAUGGUAGAAUCAGCAUAUUAUCGUUAGUCACAUCCUGAAAUAAGAUACAGUAAUAUUUAUGAUUGCUGUUUACGCAAGAUAUAUCUUUAUACCUCGAUAUGCAUCGAGCACCAGUCGAUUUCGCUCAUAAUGAAGAAUCUUCCUUCGCCGCCGAUAUUUUUAACCAUCAGAGAUAAAAUAACUUGUUGAUCUAGGAGGCACUUUCCACAUUCGAAGCUUUUUAAUUUCUUGCAAUACAUUACACUCUCUUCAGAUGUAUUUGAUAUAUCGUUGCUUCUUGUACCGAAAGUGUACCGAGACUGUGAAUUUAUUUUCUCCUGAGAAAAAAAGAUGUGUGCAGAUUAUUCGAUAUAUUAUUAAAAAGGAAAACGAAGUUUUGUACCUUUUCAUAGGAAUUUAUUUGUGUAAAUGGAAUUUCCACAAACCACUUUCUAUCACUUUUUAUCACGGUUUUUGCUCGAAGUUCUUUUCGCGGAUAUUGAAAAUACGCGAUAGUAGUCACUGUGACAGCAGUAGCAUAAAACGAUAAGUACAUCAAGAAAAAUGUCUAUUUUGUACAUACUUUAUAUUAUUCUCGCACAUUCUUAGUUCUGUUUGAAAUUUUUUUUGCAAAUAGGCAGCUUUUCUAAAAACCUAUUCGAGAAACUUAUGGGUAUAUCACUUACUUCGCAAUAUUGGUGAAUCUCGACGUCCGCGCAAUUUAAUAAUCACCGAACGUCCUUGUUGUACAUUUAUCAUUAACAUUUCUUCGGGUUCGUCCAAGAUAUCGCAACGAAAGAAAAUAAUCAAUUUUACGUGCAUUCCUGGGCAAAUACCACUCUUUUGUCCUUUGUAUUCAAUCAUGACAGUGAAUCGUGAAUAUAUAGGCCUUGCUGCUAAUUGAAAUCUGGCUAAAGAUGUACUCACAUUUUGUAGUAUGACAACUUUCUAUAAUAAAGAAUAUGAGAAUA